AUGAGAAAGCGGCCUGUGCUGGGGGACGCACAGCCAGAACAGCCAGGGCAGGCGAGCCCCGCCCCACAGGGCCCUCUGGAAUCCCGUGUCCCCUCGGGCGCGAGGUCGGCUUCGGGCGGGCCACCAGCCGCCCCCCGAGGUCCGGCCCUGCAGCCACACAAAGGCGGCUCUGGAGGCCCCGCGGCAGCGGAGCGGUCAGCCUGGCAGCCGGGCUCCUGGAGGCUGCCCCCUCCCCUGCAGGUGCCCUCCGAGGGGCCGGGGAUGAAGGGCCUUCAGGGGGUGAGGCCGGCCUCUCCUCCCGGAGGCCCUGCCCGCCCAGCACCGCUGCAGGGCCGGCUGCGCAGCCUGGAGGUCCUGCGCACCUUCCCCCAGGAGCCUGAGACCCUGUGUUCAGCCUCGAAGAAGCGGUCCUUCUGCCCGCAGCCUCAUGCUGCACCAGAAUCGGUGCCUCAGACCCUCAUCCAAGAGCAGGCUCGAGGCGGGGGAGGCGGGGUCGUCCCGGGGCCCCAGCGUGACAACACACGUGGAGUCCGCCCUGCUCCCACGGCCUCCUUAGGAAUCCACGUUUGGGGCUUAGCGCGGCCCAUGGCCGCGGCCUCCCGGGGAAUCGAGCUCAGGGCGGGAGCCUCCAUCUUCGCGGCGGAGACCCUGCUCUCGGGACAUGGGCGGUGGGGAGACUGGGCAGGUGACGGGGACCCUGGCCGGCAGUCGCUGGAGCCCUCACUGGACGAGUGGGUUGGGGAGGACCACGCCUCUGAAGGGACGGGGCCGCCGCAUGGGGCCGAGGGGGGACUUCUCCCUCUGAGCCCGCCGGCCCUGAGCCCCAUCCUGGAGGCAGGGAGGAGUCCAGCCUCAGCCUCCGGCGGCGCCCCUGCCCCAGCAGUGCCGGGUGCUGGGGGCCUGAUGCUCUGCCCGCGGUCACCGUGCCCCCUGCCCAGCCUGGAGCAGCCCCGACGUGGGUCCUGCCCAGCCAGGGCAGCCAGAGGGCGCCGCGUGGCCCCUCCCCAGUCCCCAGGGAGCUCUGUGUCGCCCACACCCCUCAGCCAGCCCAGCUCCACCCCCGGCCGGAGCCAGGACAACAGAGAAGAGCCCUAG
Balaenoptera acutorostrata (minke whale) is the source of this 1095-nucleotide messenger RNA. RefSeq names its product skin secretory protein xP2-like. The record is from RefSeq and is a predicted model, not a curated record. Bases 1 to 1095 code for a protein of 364 amino acids. The transcript is spliced from 4 exons. Lineage: Eukaryota; Metazoa; Chordata; Mammalia; Artiodactyla; Balaenopteridae.